AAUUAUUUUUUUUUUUUUUUACAUAUACGUGAUCUGAAAGGCUCUUUUCCGCUCGUUGUUGCAGAGCAGCCAGCUAGCAGCAGUUAGCAUCUUACGUUUCUAGACUCAGCGGUUGUUCCUGUCCAGGUAACGUUAGACAACCACCUUCAACAUGUCAGACACAGUCGGAGAGGGGAAGUUGGAGGUGAAGCAGGCGAGCAAAGAGGUGAAGGAGAGCGAAAACGUAGCGGAAAAAUAUUCAGCCAUGACCGUAAGCAAGAAUAGCGAAUUGAACAUGGGAGAGCUGUCAUCCGCCUUCAGCGCUGUGCCCACGCAUAAACCAGUGAAAAAGGUAAGACUUCAGCGAAGUCGUCAGGAGUUCAGCAGUUCCCCCACCAAGGCGGGCCGUCGCUCCUUGUCCCGCUCCAUCUCUCAGUCAUCCACAGACAGCUACAGCUCUGCUGCAUCAUAUACAGAUAGCUCUGAUGAUGAGACUUCACCACGGGAGAAAACCCAGGUCAACUCCAAUGGCAGCACUGACUUCUGUGUCAAGAACAUCAAGCAGGCUGAAUUUGGCAGACGUGAGAUUGAGAUUGCAGAACAAGAUAUGUCGGCGCUGCUUUCACUCAGGAAGAGAGCACAGAGUGAGAAACCAUUGGCAGGUGCCAAAAUUGUGGGCUGCACUCACAUCACUGCCCAGACUGCAGUGCUGAUUGAAACUCUGGUGGCCCUGGGGGCUCAGUGCCGCUGGACUGCCUGUAACAUAUACUCUACACAGAAUGAAGUGGCUGCUGCCCUGUCAGAAACAGGUGUGGCUGUUUUUGCCUGGAAGGGGGAGUCCGAGGACGAUUUCUGGUGGUGCAUUGACCGCUGUGUCAACACUGAGGGCUGGCAGCCUAAUAUGAUCCUUGAUGAUGGAGGAGACUUGACACAUUGGAUGUACAAGAAAUACCCUAAUGUAUUCAAGAAGAUCAGGGGCAUCGUAGAGGAGAGUGUCACUGGGGUACACAGGUUGUAUCAGCUGUCUAAAGCGGGAAAGCUCUGUGUGCCUGCAAUUAAUGUAAAUGACUCUGUGACAAAGCAGAAGUUUGACAACCUGUACUGCUGCAGAGAAUCAAUCCUGGACGGCUUGAAGAGAACCACAGAUGUGAUGUUUGGAGGCAAACAGGUGGUCAUUUGUGGGUACGGUGAGGUUGGAAAAGGCUGCUGUGCUGCUCUGAAAGCUCUGGGAGCCGUUGUCUAUGUUACAGAGAUUGAUCCCAUCUGCGCCCUACAGGCCUGCAUGGAUGGAUUCAGGGUGGUCAAGCUGAAUGAGAUCAUUCGCCUUGUUGAUGUCAUCAUCACAUGCACUGGGAACAAGAAUGUGGUGACCAGGGAUCAGCUGGACCGAAUGAAAAAUGGCUCCAUUGUCUGCAACAUGGGCCACUCCAAUACUGAGAUUGACGUAGCAAGUCUUCGGACCCCUGAGCUGACCUGGGAGAGAGUGCGCUCUCAGGUGGAUCACAUCAUUUGGCCCGAUGGGAAGAGAGUUAUACUUCUAGCUGAGGGACGUCUCCUUAACCUCAGCUGCUCCACUGUCCCAACCUUUGUCUUGUCCAUCACAGCCACUACUCAGGCCCUGGCUCUCAUAGAGUUGUACAAUGCUCCCGAGGGUCGAUACAAUCAGGAUGUUUACCUACUUCCCAAGAAGAUGGAUGAAUAUGUUGCCAGUCUCCAUCUGGCUACCUUUGAUGCCCAUCUGACAGAGCUUACUGAUGAGCAGGCAAAAUACCUGGGCCUCAACAAGAACGGACCUUUUAAACCCAACUACUACAGGUACAAGGCUUCAAAAAGUUUUUUAUGUAAAAUAUAGUUAUUAUCAGUUAAU
Molecule: messenger RNA, 1846 nt
Organism: Monopterus albus (swamp eel)
Lineage: Eukaryota; Metazoa; Chordata; Actinopteri; Synbranchiformes; Synbranchidae
Product: adenosylhomocysteinase 2-like
Exons: 16
Coding region: 152-1831 (559 amino acids)
Biological process (GO): L-methionine cycle
Cellular component (GO): cytosol
Source: RefSeq, a predicted model, not a curated record